This is a messenger RNA of Pyrus x bretschneideri (Chinese white pear), 2287 nucleotides long. Its product is annotated as UDP-glucuronate:xylan alpha-glucuronosyltransferase 2. NCBI's taxonomy places the organism in Eukaryota, Viridiplantae, Streptophyta, Magnoliopsida, Rosales, Rosaceae. Gene Ontology annotation, biological process: xylan biosynthetic process. The record is from RefSeq and is a predicted model, not a curated record. Bases 256 to 2046 code for a protein of 596 amino acids. The transcript has 3 exons. Gene Ontology annotation, molecular function: glycosyltransferase activity.
UCUGCGACGGGAAGGAAGUCCAAAACAAGGAAGCGACACUUGGAGCUUUUUAAAUGGUUUUCUUUUCUUUGAGAUUUACUCUAAUUUCGCUGUCUUUAGUUCUCUAACCACUGCAGCUAACUUCAUCACAUGAAACACACAUUUUAUAAUCCCCCGUGAUUAACAAGUGUUUAUGUUAAUGUAAUCUAAUCGUAGAGAGAGAGAGAGAGAGAGAGAGAGAGCAUAUAUAUCAUAUAUGCAGAGAGUCCCGAAAAGAUGAUGGAAGGAUAUGCUGGUCUUAAAAAGAUGAUGAAGGCCACACCUUCUAAAGCUGCUUUGUUGAUUCGAAUCAACUUGGUUUUUAUUGCUUUCUUUUUCAUGGUGUAUGCUGCCCUUCUUCUCCAGCCAUCCUCCUCCAUAUACUACGAAAAUGCAGCUUCUCUUAUUAGGUGCUCAUUGCUAGAGUGCCAUCACAAGGUGGAAAAUGGAGCUAAGAUCACGGAGCCUGUAUUGGACGAGAUUAAAGGCAAUACAUCAAGGCUUAAAGCCAAUAUGAGCAAGCUAGAGGUGCCAAGCUUUUUGAAUGAAACAAUGGGAAAAGGGAUGAAAAUUGGCAUGGUAAAUAUGGAUGAGAAUGAUUUGAGUGAAUGGGAUAAGCAUGGAAAGACCAUUCCAAUCCAUUUCGAUCAGGUUUCGGAUAACUUCAAAUGGGAUGAUUUAUUUCCUGAGUGGAUCGACGAAGAAGAAGAGAGUGACGUCCCAACUUGCCCAGAGAUACCAAUGCCGGAUUUCCAAAUUUACGAGAAGAUGGACAUGGUGGUUGCCAAAUUGCCUUGCAAGUAUCCAGAAGAAGGGUGGAGGAGGGAGGUGUUUAGGCUCCAAGUUCAUCUUAUAGCGGCUAAUUUGGCUGUGAGGAAAGGAAGGAGGGAUUGGAAUAGGAAGACAACUAAAGUGGUGUUUUGGAGCAAGUGUAGGCCAAUGCUCGAAAUAUUUAGGUGUAAUGAUUUGGUGAAACAGGAAGGGGAUUGGUGGUUGUUUGAGCCAGAUAUGGCUAGGUUGCGGCAAAAGGUAUCAUUGCCAAUUGGCACUUGCAAUUUGGCUUUGCCUCUAUGGGGACAACAAGGAAUAGAUCAAGUGUAUGAUCUGACAAAAAUUCGAAGCACAACAAACAAACCCAAACGAGAAGCCUACGUCACAGUCCUCCACUCCUCCGACAUGUACGUUUGUGGCGCUAUAACCCUAGCCAGGAGUCUACUCAAAACCGGCACCAAACGCGACCUUGUCCUCCUCCUAGACAACUCCAUCUCCGCCCCCAAGCGUGAAGCUCUCUCUGCCGCCGGCUGGAAGCUCCACGUCAUUGAACGAAUCAGAAACCCUAGAGCUGAAAAUGGUACCUACAACGAGUACAACUACAGCAAGUUCCGACUAUGGCAGCUCACUGAAUAUGACAAAAUCAUCUUUAUUGACGCCGACAUUAUCAUCCUCCGAAACCUCGACCUUCUCUUCCACUUCCCACAAAUGUCAGCCACCGGCAACGACGUUUACAUCUUCAAUUCCGGCAUCAUGGUCAUCGAGCCCUCCAACUGCACGUUCCAGUUUUUGAUGGACCACCGAAGCGACAUUGUUUCGUACAACGGUGGCGAUCAGGGCUACCUCAACGAGGUCUUCGUGUGGUGGCACCGGCUGCCGCGGAGGGUGAACUUUUUGAAGAAUUUUUGGGCGAACACGACAAGCGAGAGGACGGUUAAGGACGAGCUAUUUGGGGCAGAUCCACCGAAGCUCUAUACAAUACAUUACUUGGGAUGGAAGCCAUGGCUUUGUUAUAGGGAUUAUGAUUGCAAUUGGGAUGUGGCGGACCAACUUGUCUACGCUAGUGACGUAGCGCACGAGCGGUGGUGGAGGUUUCACGACGGCAUGGAGGAGGGGUUGCAAAAGUUUUGUGGGCUGACGAAGAUAAGGAAGAAUGAUUUGGACUGGGAACGAAGAAAGGCGAGAAAGUUAGGGUUUCCGAAUGGGCAUUGGAAGAUCAAAAUCAAAGAUCCUAGACGGAAACACGUGGUGGCAUAGAAGAAUCUGUAUGUUAUUAAUUGUUUUGGAUUCAUAUUAAUUUUUCUUGUCAUUUUUGUUUUUGUUAUAGAAGUAUCAUAGACGUCGGUUUCAUAACCAGACUCUAUACAUUAUGCAUAUACUCAUGGGAUAAGAUGUUUUCUUUUUAACUUGUAAUUAUGUUUUAUGGAAACAAGAACGAGAUGGCAGCGUGACAAUUUCACAUAGAUAAGAUAUAUAAUCAUUUAUAGCUUUUGGCUUA